AUGGCCUCACUAUCACAGGCCUUGAACCCCAGUAGGAGAUUGCCAAACACAAAUAUCCCAUCACUUGCCGGCCUUACAUGUCACAGACUUCAUUCUUGUGUUUACAUCCACAAGAAUAACACCUGCCACCACCAGCCACCACCACUCAACACAAUAGGCAGUACCAGAGUGGUUAGCAAAUUUUACGGCAGUUUGCCUUCGCCCACUAACCGUGCAACACUGAGAUAUGGGUUCCCGAGGGCGCCUCAUCUUCGUGUAGCUGCAGAGUCAUGGCCACCGCACGUGGAAGUCUUCUCGGAAGGAGGUCAUUCCACCGCCAGAGGACCAAUGAGCAACUUACUCAUCGCUCUGUCGAAGUCGCUGAAUUUUACGUACAGCAUCGUGCAAGGUGACGGCUACUGGGGCGCACUGCAAGCAAAUGGGUCAUGGAAUGGAAUGAUAGGUUUGCUGCUUACAAAGAAAGCAGACAUUGGCCUGGGCCCUUUUGGUAUCUCCCCCGUCAGGUUUGAGGUCGUGGACUUCACCGUGCCUGUCUUCAGCCAAAAUCUUUACGCUUUGGUCAGUCGGCCCAAGCCAGAGCCAGAGGUCUGGGGAUUUCUCUCUCCUUUUACGUGGUACGUGUGGUUCAGUCUGCUGAUCUCCAGCGUUCUGACAUCGGCUGUGUCUACGGCUUCGGCAAGAGCGUUGGAGGCUGAAGAAAUGCCUACUGCUUUUUUGAACCAUCUCUUGAUCUCCUACCAAAUCUUCAUUGGACAAGGCGUGAGUAUCAUGCCUAAGAGUUCGUCCCUUCGUCUGACGAUGUUGUUGUGGCUCGUCUUCGUUUUCGUCGUCACCAGAAGUUACAGUGGCUCCAUGACUUCGCUUCUAGCUGCAAAAACGAUUACAAUCAAGUACAAUUCCAUCAGAGACAUUCUGGAUGAUCCCAGUAUGCAAAUUAUGAUGGAAAGCGCCACGGUGCUCUCUGAUCACGUUCAGUUACUCUAG
Molecule: messenger RNA, 984 nt
Organism: Macrobrachium nipponense
Lineage: Eukaryota; Metazoa; Arthropoda; Malacostraca; Decapoda; Palaemonidae
Product: probable glutamate receptor
Exons: 8
Coding region: 1-984 (327 amino acids)
Cellular component (GO): membrane
Molecular function (GO): ligand-gated monoatomic ion channel activity
Source: RefSeq, a predicted model, not a curated record